AUGAAUUCAUUUAGAGUGUCCGAAAUUGUGCGAUGUUCUCAACGCGAACAGGGUAUCGUUAAUGACGCGUUUGCCACUGACCUUGUCGAUGAUGACGAUGGAAGUGGAGAUUUGGCGUUCAGCAUUCGUGACCUCUCCUUCGGCAAACCCUAUGAUGAGGAGGAAGAGCUCGUUUCAGAUCUAAGCAUUGACAUUCCUUUGAAUAAUAGUCUAAUCGUGACCGGACCCAGUGGGGCCGGGAAAACGUCUCUGCUCCGAGUUCUUGCAGAAUUGUGGCCAAACAAAUCAGGUUUCUUAUGUUCCUUGUGGAUUGUGCAGCACUAG
This is a messenger RNA of Cooperia oncophora, 324 nucleotides long. Lineage: Eukaryota; Metazoa; Nematoda; Chromadorea; Rhabditida; Trichostrongylidae. The record is from the annotation of a GenBank genome assembly.